This is a messenger RNA of Kwoniella botswanensis, 1035 nucleotides long. RefSeq lists its product as uncharacterized. NCBI's taxonomy places the organism in Eukaryota, Fungi, Basidiomycota, Tremellomycetes, Tremellales, Cryptococcaceae. The record is from RefSeq and is a predicted model, not a curated record. The transcript has 3 exons. The coding region runs from base 1 to 1035 and encodes 344 amino acids.
AUGCCACCCGCAAGACGUUCUGUCAAAUCGAGCAACUCCAAAAGCAACACUUCCUCUUCCUCUUCAUCCGCCUCAGCUCAAGCAGCAUCCUCAGUCAGUUCUAUGAAUGGGUUUCCACGUCCUUUCGAUGAAAAAACCAUACUUCGCAAUGCACUCCAAGAGACCGAGAGGAAGGCUAUCAUCCUCGAAGGUCAACUCGCCAACAAGGAAGAAGAAUACACUAAGCUUUUCCAAGAAACUACUCAAUUGGAUGAACGACUCAAGCAAUAUUCAUCCCGAGUCAAUGACAUCGAGGAAAAUGAGAGAUUGAGAAGUACGAUCAAAGUUAAGGAAGAAGAGAUUCGAAGAAUAAAAAUGGAACAUAUCAACUGCGAUAUCGAUCGAUGUAAUCAACUCUUACUGAUCGUUGAUGAUAAAAAAGAAGAUCAGGUUAUGAUUGGCAAUCAAUUUUCUAAUCGUGAUUCUGAUUUGUUCUUACUUCAUCGUAAAGAAUUACUUGACGAACUAAAAUCACUCAAGGAAUCUAAUAAUCAGCUUAACCAACAACUGAAAAACUCAGAUGAAGAGUUGUCUAACCAAAUUGCAAUUAACAUUUCUACUCAAGAUCAGAUUGAUGAAUUACUUCUUAUCAAAAUGCAAUAUGAAGAAUUGAAAAUGAGGGGGAGUAAGAAGAUGAAGAAGGAAUUGGUAUUUGCUAAUAAUCGAAAUACCGAAUUGAAUGAACGAUUGACUAAGAUGGAGGAAGAAAAAGGAAAAUUGGAAGAAGAGAAUGAAAAUUUGAAAGAAGAGAUUGCGAAACUCAAUGAAAAAGUUGAUAGUCACGAGAACGAAGGGAAUAAAGAUGCUAGUUCCGACACUGAUAAGGGUCCAAGUUUGAAAGUCAAGGAAGGAGAAGCGGAAGUAGGAGGCACAGUAACUGGUUCGAAGGGGCGAAAAGGGAAGAAGAGAGCAUCGGAGACUGGUGGAAGUGAUAAGGAUAGUAAGAGAAGUAAAGCGGGCUGGGGAGGGGAGGCUAACGCUAAAGGAGGGAUUUAA